Messenger RNA from Pteropus alecto (black flying fox), 1758 nucleotides. RefSeq names its product high mobility group 20B (gene HMG20B). Bases 477 to 1124 code for a protein of 215 amino acids. The transcript has 8 exons. The record is from RefSeq and is a predicted model, not a curated record. Gene Ontology annotation, cellular component: nucleus. NCBI's taxonomy places the organism in Eukaryota, Metazoa, Chordata, Mammalia, Chiroptera, Pteropodidae. Gene Ontology annotation, biological process: regulation of gene expression.
AGUCCCCGCCACCCGGGCAGGCCCUCUCCUGGGCCCCCAGGGGCUUCUACCCUCCACCCCAGGCUCCAGUCCCUCCCCGGCGUCCCUACUGGCUCCUUUAGUUCUCCUGAUCCGAUCCCGGGACCCUGACCCCCUGAAACCCCUGCUCCCAGGAUUCAGCUCCGCUGUUGGGGUGGGGGGUGGUGAUCCUGGCGUCUUGUGGCUCCAGGCCGGCUGGCAGCAAGGCUCCUGGACAGCAUGGGGGCUUCGUGGUGGCUGUCAAGCAAGAGCGCGGCGAGGGCACGCGAGCUGGCGAGAAGGGGUCCCAGGAGGAGGAGCCAGUGAAGAAGCGCGGCUGGCCCAAGGGCAAGAAGCGGAAGAAGAUCCUGCCAAAUGGUCCCAAAGCACCGGUCACCGGCUACGUGCGCUUCCUGAACGAGCGGCGCGAGCAGAUCCGCACGCGUCACCCAGACCUGCCGUUUCCGGAGAUCACCAAGAUGCUGGGCGCCGAGUGGAGCAAACUGCAGCCGGCUGAGAAGCAGCGGUACCUGGACGAGGCCGAGCGGGAGAAGCAGCAGUACAUGAAGGAGCUGCGGGCGUACCAGCAGUCAGAAGCCUACAAGAUGUGCACGGAGAAGAUCCAGGAAAAGAAGAUUAAGAAAGAGGACUCCGGCUCCGGGCUCAUGAAUACCCUCUUGAAUGGACACAAGGGUGGAGACUGCGAUGGCUUCUCCACCUUCGAUGUCCCCAUUUUCACCGAAGAGUUUUUGGACCAAAACAAAGCGCGGGAGGCGGAGCUGCGGCGCCUGCGGAAGAUGAACGUGGCCUUCGAGGAGCAGAACGCGGUGCUGCAGAGGCACACGCAGAACAUGAGCAGCGCGCGCGAGCGCCUGGAGCAGGAGCUGGCGCUGGAGGAGCAGCGGACGCUGGCUCUGCAGCAGCAGCUCCAGGCGGUGCGCCAGGCGCUCACCGCCAGCUUCGCCUCGCUGCCGGUGCCGGGCACGGGCGAGACUCCCACGCUCAGCACGCUGGACUUCUACAUGGCCAGGCUGCAUGGCGCCAUCGAGCGCGACCCCGCCCAGCACGAGAAGCUCAUCGUUCGCAUCAAGGAGAUCCUGGCCCAGGUCGCCAGCGAGCACCUAUGAAGGUGUUGGCCACGCCCCUGCUCCAGAGAAGACCACGCUCUGGUCAUGGUCCCACCCCCACCCCAUGGAGGAGGGGUGGGGGUCCACCCUUUGUGGCCAGACCUGAUCCUGCACCUUGGGGGCUUCAGCCCCCCACUAAAAUUUCUAUAGCAGCCCUCUAGCUUUCGAUCUCCCCAGCACCUGGAACCUAGAAGUCGCCUGCCAUGCACAAUGAACGUAGAACUCCAUGGCCUCAGAAAGGCACGUCACACUACAGGGACAUGGGAGCACCACACAUGGGCAGCAUAGCCAAGGACACGAGGGCCCACAGCAGCUCACACGCCCGGUGUGGGGAGGGUGACAGGCUACACUGGCCCAGGACUCGGGGCAGAGGAAACCCACGUGACACACCAGGAGGGCCCCCCGAAGGCACUGACCAUGGGUGCCCCGCACAGGCAGGCGCUCUGCAGGAUACUCUCUCACCCUUGGGUGGGGCCCUCUGCUUAUAGCCCUUGAAUUCUUGCACCCCAGAAUGGGGGAAGGGUGUUGGUACUGACCACCCUGCCCCCAUCUCACUGAAGGACGCUCGUGGAGGCAGCUCCUUUGCCACUGCUUAAUCCAGAAUUUUUAAAUAAAGUAGAAUUUGAAUUUCAAA